AUGGAUGACUAUGAACACGGUGUGAAUGUCUCAGAGCGUGACUGGGAGUCCUUCUUCCACGUGUGCGAGGAGUGUGACCUACUCCCCCCCGGCCUGGCUGGACUGGACUCUGGCAUGAGUGACACCAGCGUAAGUGACAUUGAUAAUGCAGGGUCCUCUUCCUCAGACAGGAGGCUGCAAGCUGACCUCAGGCCAGGCGCUUUGCAGAUAGUUUUCCCCAUUGACGGUCCCACGGACCGCGAAAGGUCUCCUGUAGAACACUUCCUCAACAGGCAUGGCGUUGGUUGCUUGGAGAAUGUCCUAUCUGGCAGUGAGGAUGAGGAUGUGCACCUUGAAUCCAUCAAUAGGUUCUUUGAGAGGCUUAAAUGUCUCCCACAGGCUGAACAGCUUAUUGAACACUGCCAAGCAACAGUGGAAAUAAGGGACAAGGCGGCGCAGGGGGAGGUUUGUGGUGAUGGGCCACAAGCCAAAGAUAGUACUCUGCCAAUAAGCAACACAGAGUUCUGCUCCCUUUCUGCCAGGAGUGAGACAGCAAUUGUCAAAGAAACCAAAGGGACAGACAACACCAAUGCCCUCAAAACCAAUCGGCCUGACUCCAAGAUUACCCCUGAACUCCUAGUCAAUGACGCCUGUGAGGGCAAGAAAGACAAAUCAACAAAUCCCAAAGUAGAGUUGGUCAUCAAAGAGGAUUGGUUGUUGUUGCCAGAAAAUGAAGCAGAGAGGCAGAAAAAGGUGGGUCAAUCGUGUGAGUUAUUCAAAGUAGUGUUGGAAAUGAGGGCCGACUCAUUAAGGACACCCACCUCUGGGAAAAUGCUGAACUUUGAGUUAGCUGUAUGUAAAAGUGUGGAUGACGAGAGCCACAGGGAAAUCCUCAUAGAUCAACCGUUUCUUCAGAAAAGCUUUGCCUCAUGCCCUAACCCGAACAGGGAUUUACCUUCAAAUGUUGGAGUGGUGCCACGCUGUAAAGUAACAGAAGGGAAAGACCCAGGACAGCAGAGUGAAAGGAACAUAGAUGAGUCUAUCCCCACCAUAAAAAAAAAGAGAAGGAGAAAAAAACGAGUCAGUAUGGAUGUACCUGCGGAUGCCGGACGAGGGUGUCAAAGACAGUUCUUAGCCAGCUGUGAUGACUCAGAGGACGAUAGAUGUGCACUGGCUACAGACAUGGAUGCUCAUGUGCAGUUAUCAAGAGAUUACACUGCAUCUUAUGUGAGGGACUACAAAUGUGAGCACAUAAAAUGCUCAGCUCCCCAAACACAGAGUUUUCAGUGCCCACCCUUAUAUUCAGAAAUACUCCAAAGAAGAGCCAUAAACAAUGUGCCGUAUGGGCCAACUGCAGCAGAACAUGACAAAGUGAGUCUCAAAUUGCCAACCCUUUCUCUAAGAGACAGUCAACGUUUGAUGGUAACUCAGUUGGAAGAGAUGCGGCAAGAAAAAGCAGAACCUCUUGGCCUUGAAACUAAAUGCAAACCAUCCGAAUCUAGCUCUCUUGCAAACAGUAAAGAAACUGAUAGUUCAAGCUCUCAACAUAGUCAAACAGUUGACAACGGUUUGCACACAACCAGUGAUGGUGAUAAUGUGGCAGGACAUUUACAGCCUAGCAGGGCAUUACAAUUAAAGCCAUCGGUAGAAUAUAACGAAUCCCCUCUGUUGCCCAUUUUAAUGUCCCUCUGUGCUUCUAGUGAGUCAUAUCCAGUCACAAAGAAAGUUGAGCUUGGCCCAGAAAAUAGUUCCAGAUAUCAAAAUGAGACUGACCCUCCGCAACUGCAAACAAUGAAUGGAAAUAUGAAGAAUGCGGAGGUCUCAUCUGAGGUUUUCAAUAAAACAGAAUCAACAGAACAUAAAGCUGCACUUGAAAAGGACACUACACUCAUCUGUAAAGCCAGCAGUGGUGGUAGUAUUUCAGGCACAUUGCAACCGUAUGCUAAUCAAAACAUAGUCGUUAAGGUACACCAGGACAAAAACUUUGAGAGUUUAUCAUCAAAGGUGGUUAGCACUAAUGCACAUCAAGAACCUACCAAGACACUAUUACCUUGCAAAGUGUCUAGUUUUAAGGACCCCUGCUGUUCAGAAUCAGAGGAUGUAAUUAAUCAGACAACAUAUAACCAGACAGUUAAUCCGUCUGUAAUUGUGGAUUCAACUACUGAGAGGCCAGAAAUAGAGUCUCUUUCUACUGUUUCUUGUAACCCUGUAACUAUGGACUCUAAUCGGGAAGAAGAAAUGAAUGAUAUAUAUAAAAAUAAUUUUACUGAAAAGGAUUCAUUUACUCCAGAGAAUGUUUCAUUAACUCAAAGUGUUUAUUUGAAUAGAAUGUCUAAUUCCACUCAUUUGCAAACGGAUUCCAGAGAACUUGUUGGGGUUCAGUCUAUACAAGAAUCUGUGAUAGCACUGCCUAAUAAACAUAACACUAUAGGCUUAACAUCAAAGUUAUUUGAGGGGUCUGGUCCAUCUGAUAUUCAAACUGGAUUCAGUAGUCCAGAGACAGAAAAUUCCAUGAGCAAGGCAACUAGUCAGAGGGAAAUGUCCAAAUAUGAUAGCCAAAAUAAAUCACAUGACCCACCAGAAGUCAAAGUUGAUAUAGAGGUCAAAACAAAGGACCCAGUUACCACAACCAAAUCACCAGAGUGUGAUGGGAUUGAAGAAGCAUCUGACGAAACACAUCCUGUGUACGCCAUUUCAGCAUUUUGGAAUGAGAUGGAGAAGCUGACUAUUAACGAUAUUUUGCAACUGCGUAUGGUCAGCAAUGCCCAGCACUCCAGUGUCCUGCCCCAGUCACCAGAGAGUGAGACAGUUGACAUUUCAAAAGCAAUCUCCAAUAAUCCAAGUUACUUCUCUUACGUGGACAACUCCAAACCUGACUGCUCUAGUGGUGACAGAUCCAUGAUUACUGAAUUUGCAGAAGAAUUCUCACAAAAUCCAAAAGCUGAUAAUCCAAGCACUGAUCCUAUAGAAAACAAUGAGUCAACCAACUCUAUUGGUAUCUUUGGGGAAAGCAAGCCAGAUCCAGCUAGUUUCGAUGCUGGUAUAUACUCUGAAAAUGUAGCAAUGCUAAGUUCCAAACCACUCUCUUCAGGUGGUUCCCAACCAUAUUUAAGAAAAAUGUACAAAAACAUCAGUGUGCAGAACCUACUAGCUCUGGAAGCUGAACCACUUCAUCAAGUGUUGAAAGGUCAGACCUCAUCAGCUGUAAUAUUGGAGGAACGAGAACCGGAAAUAGACUCCUGUGGUGAUGGGCAUUUAGUGAGGCAAGACAGCAGCAUGCAUUCUUUACCUGCAGCUACUUUUUCUGAGGAUGUGUCAACAGAAAGCAAUAAUUUCUCUUUCUCUGAGGUAAUUAAGUUCUUUUUUGGAGGGAAAAAAUCUGAGACUAGACAACCAGUCCCAGAUAGCAUGGCCACCUACUUCGUCAACAGUAAAUCAGUCCCUGAGUAUGAACAUUUUUACUCAGAGUUUGAUGAAGGAGGCUUUUCCUACCCUGUUAUGGAAGCAUUUAGUUACAGCAAGGAUGAGCUGGUGCCCAUCUACAGCUGCAGCCAUUUGGCCAAAAAUAAUCUCCAGUUCCCAGAGGCCUAUGAUCAUUUCUUCUCAAGUGACUCAUCUUCAGACUCAGAUGAGGAAAAUAACCGCAGUCCAAUCAGGGUGAUCACACGAUUUAAUCAUAAGCCAAAUGAGACCCAAGGUGGCACAGUGGCACAGGACAUAUAUGAGAACGUUUUCACAGAUGAGGAUCUGAUUGAGAACUUUUUCUGGAAAAAUGAUUUCUCCCUACGUAAGGUCGGCCUCAUUGGCUCCACCAGCCAAAAGCAUAAAUCUGACUCUUUGUCAAUGGUUCCUAUGGACAACAGCAAGAGGUCAUACAUCAGAAAUAUUAAAUCCAUCAAUGUGUUGGGCUCCGAAGACAAGCCUUUUUCUGAUCAACUGCUGUACACCCUUGAGGGCAAGCUCUUCAGACAGCUGGCCGAACAGCAGAGGAGAUAUCCAGAUCUGCAGAUGGCUGUUGUUAAUCCUCGAUUAGAUGCCACCUUCCUUCCUCUCAGACAGUCAGACAUGUGUUUAGUCUGCAUUGCAUUCGCCUCCUGGGUGUUGAAGUCCACUAACCCAGAUUCUGGAGAUACCUGGAAAGCUGUUCUCCUGGCCAACAUAAGCGCACUGUCUGCCAUUCGUUACCUGCGGAGAAGGGACGCAACUGGUGAAAAGCCAUUACGCCAAACCCCCUCCGUCUGAUCCAGGGACAAUUUGGGAACAGGAACAAUGUGUUAAGCUAUAUUACUUCUAGCUUUCUUCUCUUUCUUCAUCUGAAUUGUGAAAUGAAAUACUGAACACAUCUGGGGUCCUACUUUAAAGAAAAAAUAAAAGAACUGGUUUUGCUGUGCCUGAAAGGUUUGCGCAAUGACUGAAGGGUUCAUGCCUAAAUCGUAGAAGAAGAAAUACUUUUUUGUGGUCCACUGUAUUGAAAUUGUUGUGAUUUAAAUUGCAUAUAGUAUUUUGAAUGGUAAUUAUAUGUAUGUAUGCCAUAUGAAAACAAUUAAUUUUAGGUUAGUUAAUGUCACUAGGCUAUCAACAAAUAUUUUGCAAGAUAAAUACAACCAACUAAUCAGGUAAUCCUUGUGGUGUUACGUAAUGGCAGCUGGAAGGUGGCAACCCUUUUGGAACACUUUAAAAUGACAAAAACAUGACAAAUAAAAACUGUUUCUGUUUUAAGUAAUAA
Molecule: messenger RNA, 4705 nt
Organism: Esox lucius (northern pike)
Lineage: Eukaryota; Metazoa; Chordata; Actinopteri; Esociformes; Esocidae
Gene: perm1a
Product: PPARGC1 and ESRR induced regulator, muscle 1
Exons: 3
Coding region: 1-4221 (1406 amino acids)
Biological process (GO): regulation of DNA-templated transcription; response to muscle activity
Cellular component (GO): nucleus; cytoplasm
Source: RefSeq, a predicted model, not a curated record